AGAGAGCCGCCGCGUAAGUUGUGCGCUUCAACUUGUAUACCGCCAGCAGCAGCAGUAGCAGCAGCAGCCGAGUGGACCCAUUUCACCGACUCGAUCAUUCUACAUCGGAGGAGCAUCGAUUGACUCGACUCUUUAUAUUAUAUUUUCAUUAUAAUAUAUUUCAGCAACGCAGUGUGUUUUUUUACCAGUGUGUUGACCUAGUGCGCGAGGAAAAUCGUUAGUCGGUAAAGUUGAUCGAUGUUGCAGUGAAACAAAUUUAAAAAAAAAAAAAGGAAAAAAGGAAAAGAAACACAAUAAUCGAAAUUAUUGAUUCAAGCAGAAAAAAGUGUUCAAGUGUGUGACUUUGAUCACUGAAAUUCACAUUAUCGGCUUCUUAUAUGAGGGAGAUCGGUAAGCGCUGAGAGCAUCUGAGAAGCACCCGGUUCCACUAUCGCCGUUUUCUCUUUCUCUCGGUGUGUGUGAGUGUGCGCUCGUGGCGGAAAGGAGCAGAGCAGUCAGCGCAUUGAAGAUUUUUGAAAGAUGGCGUCGGCGGCAGCUGAGCUGGUUGCGGAGCGCGAGCCGGAGCCGCGCAGCGACAUCGUCGUCGACGCUAAUUUGACGUUCAUCGGGGCCGAGGGCCUCGUGCGCAUGGCCCUCGACCAGUACACGGAAAUCCUCACGACGGUCUCGGACCCGAGGGUCAGCGACUGGCCGCUCAUGGACUCGCCGAUACCGACCUUCCUCAUCGUCGUCUCCUAUCUCUACAGUGUCACGAUUCUCGGGCCACGGCUGAUGGCCAACCGCAAGCCGUUUCAAUUGAGAAACACGCUCGUGGCUUACAACGCCUUCCAAGUCAUAUUUUCAUUGGGAAUGCUCUACGAGCAUUUGAUGUCGGGAUGGCUGCUGGACUAUAGUUACAAGUGCCAACCAGUCGACUACUCGCACGACCCUUCGGCGCUGCGUAUGGCCAAUCUCUGCUGGUGGUAUUUCAUCAGCAAGUUCACCGAGUUUGCUGAUACGAUAUUCUUCGUUCUGCGCAAGAAGGACAGUCAAGUGACGUUUUUACAUCUGUAUCACCACUCGCUGACGCCCCUAGAGACUUGGGUCUGCGUUAAAUUCAUCGCCGGUGGCCACGGCACCCUUGGCAAUCUAAUAAACAACUUUGUCCACGUGAUCAUGUACUGCUACUACAUGCUGUCCGCCGCCGGACCCGAGUACCAGAAGUACCUCUGGUGGAAGAAACACCUCACCACCAUUCAGCUGGUGCAAUUCUUCCUGGUGUUCGUGCACAGCGCCCAAGCCCUGAUAUUCGACUGCGGCUACCCGAAGCUCAUCGCCUCGCUCCUUCUUCUCCACUCAACGAUCUUCUUCGUGCUGUUCUACGACUUCUACUUGGCGGCCUAUCGCAAGGAGCAGGCAAGACUCAAGAAGGCCAAAUAAAGAAGAGGACGAGAAUCGACAAUUCCGUAUUUGUUGAUGCUGUUGUUUCUGCCACUACCGCCUUACCAAAAGUGACCUUUUUGACUCGA
Trichogramma pretiosum is the source of this 1508-nucleotide messenger RNA. Its product is annotated as elongation of very long chain fatty acids protein AAEL008004-like. The transcript is spliced from 5 exons. Gene Ontology annotation, biological process: very long-chain fatty acid biosynthetic process; fatty acid elongation, monounsaturated fatty acid; sphingolipid biosynthetic process. Bases 520 to 1419 code for a protein of 299 amino acids. The record is from RefSeq and is a predicted model, not a curated record. Gene Ontology annotation, cellular component: endoplasmic reticulum membrane. NCBI's taxonomy places the organism in Eukaryota, Metazoa, Arthropoda, Insecta, Hymenoptera, Trichogrammatidae. Gene Ontology annotation, molecular function: fatty acid elongase activity.